Molecule: messenger RNA, 872 nt
Organism: Acanthoscelides obtectus
Lineage: Eukaryota; Metazoa; Arthropoda; Insecta; Coleoptera; Chrysomelidae
Source: the annotation of a GenBank genome assembly
AUUUGUUGCAGGUUCCCCUCGACAUCUCCUGGACCAUGUCGGCCAAAGAACCUCGCAAACGCUCUGCUCAACCGAGACACCAUCUGUAAGCCCCAACCAUGAAUGGACUGCUGAAAAUCACCGAACUGACCACGGAAACACCGAAGAACGUGUCAGACAUCACGAACGAGUCCUCGCCCUUGGACCACAUCACCAACAGCUCGGUCUACCUGGUGACGUCAUGGCCAGACGCUCAAUCUUGGGUCAUCUGCUUCGGUUUCGUGCUCAAGACCAUGAUCAUGGCCUUGAUCAUCAUAGCGGCACUGUUUGGGAAUCUGUUAGUGAUCGUGUCAGUAAUGCGGCAUCGGAAACUGAGGGUGAUCACGAAUUAUUUCGUAGUGAGUUUGGCGUUGGCCGACAUGUUGGUCGCCAUUUGGGCGAUGUGCUUCAAUUUCAGUGUCGAGGUGUCGGGCAGGUGGAUUUUCGGAUAUUUUAUGUGCGAUGUGUGGAACUCGUUGGACGUGUACUUUUCCACGGCGUCUAUAUUGCAUCUUUGUUGCAUCAGCGUUGAUAGGUACUACGCCAUCGUCCAGCCGCUGGACUACCCGCUGAUCAUGACCAACGGACGCGUGAUGCUGAUGUUGGCCAUCGUAUGGUGCAGUCCCGCGCUUCUGUCUUUCCUGCCCAUCUUCAUGGACUGGUACACGACCGAGGACCAUCUGGAGUUCAGGAAGAAAAAUCCGCACGUGUGCGCGUUCACGGUGAAUCGGACUUACGCCGUCAUUUCGUCGAGUGUCAGUUUCUGGGUGCCCGGCAUGGUGAUGUUUUUCAUGUACUAUAGGAUCUACGUGGAGGCUGACCGACAAGAAAGGAUGCUCUACAGGUGAGAGGAG